Molecule: messenger RNA, 994 nt
Organism: Sphaeramia orbicularis (orbiculate cardinalfish)
Lineage: Eukaryota; Metazoa; Chordata; Actinopteri; Kurtiformes; Apogonidae
Product: NACHT, LRR and PYD domains-containing protein 4C-like
Exons: 3
Coding region: 375-866 (163 amino acids)
Source: RefSeq, a predicted model, not a curated record
CCACAUCUCAGAGGUCUGGAUCUGCACAGGCACAGUUCUACCAGACCGCUGUGGACCAGGCCUUACAGAGUCCAAAUGGACACCUGGACCUGUUCCUGCGCUUCCUCCUGGGUCUAUCACUGCCGACCAAUCAGAGACUCCUACACGGUCUGAUGAAACAGACAGGAAGUAGCUCAGAGACCAAUCAGUAGACAGCUAAGUACAUCAAGAAGAAGAUCAAUGAGAAACUGUCUGUAGAGAAAAGCAUCAACCUGUUCCACUGUCUGAAUGAACUGGAGGAUCGAUCUCUGGUGGAUCAGAUCCAACAGUACCUGAGAGGUGGAGGUCUCAACCUAGAUGAUCUGUCUCCUGCUGAGUGGUCAGCUCUGGUCUUCAUGUUACUGUCAUCAGAUAAAGAUCUGGAUGAGUUUGACCUGAACAAAUACCAUGGUUCAGAGGAGGCUCUUCUGAAUUUGCUGCCAGUCGUCAAAGCCUCCAACAAAGCUGUACUGACUGUCUAUUACCUAUCAGAUGAAGGCUUUGAAGGUCUGUCCUCAGUUCUCAGAUCCCAGUCCUCUAGUCUCAGACAUCUGGACCUCAGCACCAACGACCUGGAGGAUUCAGGACUGAAGAUCCUGUCAGAUGGACUAAGGAGUCCAGACUGUAAACUGGAGACUCUCAGGUUGAGGAUCUGUAACCUGUCAGAGAGAAGCUGUGAAGGUCUGUCCUCAGGUCUCAGAUCUCAGUACUCUAGUCUGACUCUUCUGGACCUCGACAACAUGGACCUGAAGGAUUCAGGACUGAAGAUCCUGUCAGAUGGACUAAGGAGUCCAGACUGUAAACUGGAGACUCUCAGGUUUGGAUUGUUCAACCAGUGUGAACGAUGAUGAUUCAAACCAUGAUGUACCUGUAGUGGAUCAGUCUGAGCUGGUUUUCAGAGCAGCUGUUCAGUGUCUGACAUGAAACACAUGCAUGUUCCUUUAUUUCUAUGAAACAAACACAGGAACUAAACUGG